This is a messenger RNA of Microplitis demolitor, 806 nucleotides long. Its product is annotated as putative vacuolar protein sorting-associated protein 13B. The record is from RefSeq and is marked provisional. The transcript has a single exon. Lineage: Eukaryota; Metazoa; Arthropoda; Insecta; Hymenoptera; Braconidae. Bases 1 to 717 code for a protein of 238 amino acids.
AUGCUUGCUAAUAAUCCGGUAGUUAAUUUUGAAUCAUCAACAUUAAAAGAAAAAAUAGAAAGUGAUAUAAAUAAUAGCUUGACAUCAAAUAUUAUUGAAGAAAUUGGAAAAUCACCAUAUACAUAUAAUUUGGGGUACGAACAAUUCAUUAAAAAUUUAUAUGUUACCAUAAUACAUUCGAUGGUUUGUGACGCUGAUUUAAUAACUAAUCGUAUUAAAUUUAGUGUUGUUGAUAUACCAUUAAUCGAGCCGAUUAUUUUAGUUGAGGAUGACGAGAGUCAAUUAUUACACGUACUAUCGCGCUCGUUGAUGCGUCGUAUUUUUCAUCACAAAGGUAAUUUGAAAAUAAUUAGCAGUGAUAUGGUAUCAACAACGUCUUUAGUUAAUGAUAAUAAUAAUAAUAACAAUAAUGAUAAAAAUUUGUCACAUUUUUCACCAACAAAAAUGUUAAAAUUGAAAGAUGAUAAAAAUUACCGUGAACUAAACGAAGAUUCAAUUUAUUUAUCAAGUAUUAUUCAGGAAAAAUUAUUAUUGUGUUAUGUAACUGUCGAGCAUGCUGCUAUGCAUUACUGCCAAUAUAUAUUAAAUGGCGAUAAUCCAGAUUAUGAGCAUAAUUUAUUAGAAGACAUUAAAGUUAAACGUUCGAAGCAUAUUUUCCUACAUGAAUUAAUCACUACAAAGGAAAGUCGUGCAAUUGAUAGAUAUUUAGGUAAAUAGAUAUCUAUUAAUCAUUCGAAAUUAAAUGAUUAAAUUUACAUGAAUUACUCACCAAUUUAUGAGUCAAUUAUAAAAAAAAAAAUUUUUUU